AGAGCCUCGGUGGUUUGCAGCGGUGGAACCAGGCAGGCCCAGUUGUGGGUAGGAGAGGCGGUCACCUGUUGAGGCCUCCCCCCGCAUCGCCCUGCCCUGGCAGAGCCCAGCCCCCAGUCCCCGGGGAGCGCGCCUGCGGACGGACGGACGGACGGACGGACAGACCUAGGGACAGAGGGCCAGGGGUAGGGGAGAUCCAAGAGGCCCCGCGCUGGAAUGCAGUUUUCUCGGGCGAGGGAGACUUUGCACCGGAGUGGAAAAUAGUUUGGGGUGGGGUUUCGCACCGUCCCCUCCUCCCCAGCCCCGGGCCCCCUCCCAGGCGCUUUCUGGGAGCUUUUAGAACUGCGCUCUGAAGUUUCCAGAGAGCGAGGAGCUUUUGCGGCAGGCAGAGACAAUGGAAGAAAAUGAAAGCCAGAAAUGUGAGCCGUGCCUUCCUUACUCAGCAGACAGAAGACAGAUGCAGGAACAAGGCAAAGGCAAUCUGCAUGUAACAUCACCAGAAGAUGCAGAAUGCCGCAGAACCAAGGAACGCCUUUCUAAUGGAAACAGUCGUGGUUCACUUUCCAAGUCUUCCCGCAAUAUCCCAAGGAGACACACCCUAGGGGGGCCCCGAAGUUCCAAGGAAAUACUGGGAAUGCAAACAUCUGAGAUGGAUCGGAAGAGAGAAGCAUUCCUAGAACAUCUGAAGCAGAAGUAUCCCCACCACGCCUCUGCAAUCAUGGGUCACCAAGAGAGGCUGAGAGACCAGACAAGGAGCCCCAAACUGUCUCACAGUCCUCAACCACCCAGUCUGGGUGACCCGAUCGAGCAUUUAUCAGAGACAUCUGCUGAUUCUUUGGAAGCCAUGUCUGAGGGGGAUGCUCCAACCCCUUUUUCCAGAGGCAGCCGGACUCGCGCGAGCCUUCCCGUGGUGAGGUCAACCAACCAGACGAAAGAAAGAUCUCUGGGGGUUCUCUAUCUCCAGUAUGGAGAUGAAACCAAGCAGCUCAGGAUGCCGAAUGAAAUCACAAGUGCAGACACAAUCCGUGCUCUCUUCGUAAGUGCCUUUCCACAGCAGCUCACCAUGAAAAUGCUGGAAUCGCCCAGUGUCGCCAUUUACAUCAAAGAUGAAAGCAGAAAUGUCUAUUAUGAAUUAAAUGAUGUAAGGAACAUUCAAGACAGAUCACUCCUCAAAGUGUACAACAAGGAUCCUGCACAUGCGUUUAAUCACACACCAAAAACUAUGAAUGGAGACAUGAGGAUGCAGAGAGAACUUGUUUAUGCAAGAGGAGAUGGCCCUGGGGCCUCUCGCCCCGGAUCUACUGCUCAUCCACCCCAUGCGAUUCCAAAUUCCCCACCGUCUACUCCGGUGCCCCAUUCCAUGCCCCCCUCCCCGUCCAGAAUUCCUUAUGGGGGCACCCGCUCCAUGGUUGUUCCUGGCAAUGCCACCAUCCCCAGGGACAGAAUCUCCAGCCUGCCAGUCUCCAGACCCAUCUCUCCAAGCCCAAGCGCCAUUUUAGAAAGAAGAGAUGUCAAGCCGGAUGAAGACAUGAGUGGCAAAAACAUCGCAAUAUACAGAAAUGAGGGUUUCUAUGCUGAUCCUUACCUUUAUCACGAGGGACGGAUGAGCAUAGCUUCGUCCCAUGGUGGACACCCACUGGAUGUCCCUGACCACAUCAUUGCAUAUCACCGCACUGCCAUCCGGUCAGCGAGUGCUUAUUGUAACCCCUCAAUGCAAGCGGAAAUGCAUAUGGAACAAUCACUGUACAGACAGAAAUCAAGGAAAUAUCCAGAUAGCCAUUUGCCUACACUGGGCUCCAAAACACCCCCUGCCUCUCCUCACAGAGUCAGUGACCUGAGGAUGAUAGACAUGCACGCUCACUAUAAUGCCCACGGGCCCCCUCACACCAUGCAGCCAGACCGGGCCUCGCCGAGCCGCCAGGCCUUUAAAAAGGAGCCAGGCACCUUGGUGUAUAUAGAAAAGCCACGGAGCGCUGCAGGAUUAUCCAGCCUUGUGGACCUUGGCCCUCCUUUAAUGGAAAAGCAAGUUUUUGCUUACAGCACGGCGACAAUACCCAAAGACAGAGAGACCAGCGAGAAAAUGAUGAAAACCACAACCAACAGGAACCACACAGAUAGUGCAGGAACGCCCCAUGUGUCUGGUGGGAAGAUGCUCAGUGCUCUGGAGUCCACGGUGCCUCCCAGCCAGCCUCCACCUGUGGGCACCUCGGCCAUCCACAUGAGCCUGCUUGAGAUGAGGCGGAGCGUGGCGGAACUCAGGCUCCAGCUCCAGCAGAUGCGGCAGCUCCAGCUGCAGAACCAGGACCUGCUGAGGGCGAUGAUGAAGAAGGCCGAGCUGGAAAUCAGUGGCAAAGUGAUGGAAACAAUGAAGAGACUGGAGGAUCCGGUGCAGCGACAGCGCGUCCUAGUGGAGCAGGAGAGACAAAAAUAUCUUCAUGAGGAAGAGAAGAUCGUCAAGAAGUUGUGCGAGUUGGAAGACUUUGUUGAAGACAUGAAGAAGGAGUCCACGGCGGCCAGCCGAUUGGUUACGCUGAAAGACGUGGAAGACGGGGCUUUCCUCCUGCGUCAAGUGGGAGAAGCUGUAGCUACCCUGAAAGGAGAAUUUCCAACCUUACAAAACAAGAUGCGAGCCAUCCUGCGCAUAGAAGUGGAGGCCGUGCGGUUUCUGAAGGAGGAGCCACACAAGCUGGACAGUCUCCUGAAGCGUGUGCGCAGCAUGACAGACGUCCUGACCAUGCUGCGGAGACAUGUCACCGAUGGGCUCCUGAAAGGCACGGACGCAGCCCAAGCUGCACAGUACAUGGCUAUGGAAAAGGCCACGGCUGCAGAAGUCCUGAAGAGCCAGGAGGAGGCAGCCCACACCUCCGGCCAGCCCUUCCACAGCACACGUGCCCCUGGUGAUGCGAAGUCGGAAGUGGUGCCUUUGUCCGGCAUGACGGUUCACCACGCUCAGAGCUCCCCUGUGGUCAUCCAGCCCUCCCAGCACUCCGUGGCCCUGCUGAACCCUGCUCAGAACUUGCCUCACGUGGCCAGCUCCCCAGCCAUCCCCCACGAAGCAACCUCCACCCUGCAGACGUCGCAGGCUCCGCACUCCCCACAGAUGCCCAUGAAUGGGUCUGCCAUGCAGAGCUUGUUCAUUGAAGAAAUCCACGGUGUGAGUGCCAAGAACAGGGCAGUGUCUAUCGAGAAAGCAGAAAAGAAAUGGGAGGAAAAAAGGCAAAAUCUGGACCACUAUAAUGGGAAAGAGUUUGAGAAGCUCCUAGAAGAAGCUCAGGCCAAUAUCAUGAAGUCAAUACCAAAUCUGGAGAUGCCACCAGCCGCAGGCCCACUGCCAAGGGGAGAUGCCCCAGUGGACACGGUGGAACUUUCAGAAGAUUCUCCAAAUUCAGAACAGGACUUGGAAAAGCUGGGGGGAAAGUCGCCCCCUCCUCCUCCGCCACCUCCUCGUCGAAGCUACCUGCCAGGAUCGGGACUCACCACCACGAGGUCAGGCGAUGUGGUCUACACCGGCAGAAAGGAGAACAUCACCGCUAAGGCAAGCAGUGAAGAUGCUGGACCGAGCCCACAGACCAGAGCCACAAAAUGUCCAGCAGAGGAGCCUGCUUCAGCCUGGACCCCAUCCCCACCCCCUGUCACCACCUCCUCCUCAAAGGAUGAAGAGGAAGAAGAAGAAGAAGGAGACAAAAUAAUGGCAGAACUCCAGGCAUUCCAGAAGUGUUCCUUUAUGGAUGUAAAUUCAAACAGUCACGCUGAGCCAUCCCGGGCUGACAGUCACGUUAAAGACAGUAGGUCGGGCGCCACAGUGCCACCCAAGGAGAAGAAGAAUUUGGAAUUUUUCCAUGAAGAUGUACGGAAAUCUGAUGUUGAAUAUGAAAAUGGCCUCCAAAUGGAAUUCCGAAAGGUUACCACAGGGGCUCUAAGACCUAGUGACCCUCCUAAGUGGGAAAGAGGAAUGGAGAAUAGUAUUUCUGAUGCAUCAUCAAGAACAUCAGAAUAUAAAACUGAGAUCAUAAUGAAGGAAAAUUCCAUAUCCAAUAUGAGUUUACUCAGAGACAGUAGAAACUAUUCCCAGAAAACUGUGCCUAAGGCCAAUUUCAGUUUCUCUGGCAUUAGUUCAUUAGAAGAUGAAAUAAACAAAGGGUCUAAAAUCUCGGGCCUGCAAUACUCUGUACCUGACACCGAGAACCAGAAGCUGAAUUACGGAAAGACAAAGGAGAUGGAAAAGCAAAAUACGGAUAAGUGUCACAUUUCCUCUCACACUAGAUUAACAGAAUCAAGUGUGCAUGAUCUUAAAACAGAAGAUCAAGAGGUUAUCAUGACAGAUUUUGGCCAAGUUGUUCUAAGACCCAAGGGGGCAAGGCAUGCUAACGUGAACCCUAAUGAGGAUGGAGAAUCAAGUUCAAGUUCUCCCACUGAAGAAAAUGCAGCCACUGACAAUAUUGCCUUCAUGAUUACCAAAACCACUGUCCAGGUUCUUUCCAGUGGGGAGGUGCAUGAUAUUGUUAGCCAAAAGGGAGAAGACAUACAGACAGUUAAUAUCGAUGCCAGGAAAGAGUUGACCCCCCGGCAAGAAGGGACUGACAAUGAGGAGCCAGUCGUGUGCCUGGACAAGAAACCAGUGAUCAUCAUUUUCGACGAGCCCAUGGACAUCCGGUCUGCAUAUAAGAGACUUUCAACUAUCUUUGAGGAAUGUGAUGAGGAGUUAGAGAGAAUGAUGACGGAGGAAAAGAUAGAGGAGGAGGAAGAGGAGGAAAAUGGAGAUUCUGUAGUCCAGAAUCAUGACACCUCCCAGAUGUCUCAUAAGAAGGUGGCCCCGGGCAAUCUUAGAACUGGACAACAGGUGGAAACAAAGUCACAGCCACACUCCCUGGCCACAGAGACCAGAAUCCCAGGAGGACAGGAAAUGAACAGAAUGGAGCUGAACAAGUUCAGCCACGUGGAUUCUCCAAAUUCGGAAUGCAAGGGUGAUGACACGACCGAUGACCAGUUUGAAAGCCCCAAGAAAAAGUUUAAAUUCAAAUUCCCUAAGAAGCAACUCGCCGCUCUCACUCAAGCCAUUCGCACUGGAACUAAAACAGGGAAGAAGACUUUGCAAGUGGUCGUCUAUGAAGAAGAGGAAGAGGAUGGCACCCUGAAACAGCACAAAGAAGCCAAGCGCUUCGAAAUCGCUAGGUCUCAACCUGAAGACACCCCUGAAAACAUGGUGAGGAGGCAAGAGCAGCCCAGCAUCGAGAGUACAUCUCCGAUUUCAAGAACUGAUGAAAUCAGAAAAAACACCUACAGAACAUUGGAUAGCCUGGAGCAGACCAUUAAACAGCUCGAAAAUACAAUCAGUGAGAUGAGUCCCAAAGCCCUAGUUGAUACCUCAUGUUCUUCCAACAGAGAUUCUGUUGCAAGUUCAUCCCACAUAGCCCAAGAGGCCUCUCCCCGACCCUUGCUAGUUCCGGAUGAAGGCCCCACUGCCCUAGAGCCCCCUACGUCGAUACCUUCAGCUUCACGUAAGGGCUCCAGCGGGGCCCCACAGACGAGCAGGAUGCCUGUCCCCAUGAGUGCCAAGAACAGACCCGGAACCCUGGACAAACCCGGCAAGCAGUCCAAACUGCAGGAUCCCCGCCAAUAUCGUCAGGCUAAUGGAAGUGCUAAGAAAUCUGGUGGGGACUUUAAGCCUACUUCCCCCUCCUUACCUGCUUCUAAGAUUCCAGCCCUUUCUCCCAGCUCUGGGAAAAGCAGUUCUCUGCCCUCUUCUAGUGGUGACAGCUCUAACCUCCCUAAUCCACCUGCUACUAAACCAUCGAUUGCUUCUAACCCUCUCAGCCCCCAAACAGGACCACCUGCUCACUCUGCCUCCCUCAUCCCUUCUGUCUCUAAUGGCUCUUUGAAGUUUCAGAGCCUCACUCAUACAGGUAAAGGUCACCAUCUUUCAUUCUCACUGCAGAGUCAAAAUGGCCGAGCACCCCCUCCUUUGUCAUUUUCCUCCUCCCCUCCUUCUCCCGCCUCCUCCGUCUCACUGAAUCAAGGUGCCAAGGGCACCAGGACCAUCCAUACUCCCAGCCUCACCAGCUACAAGGCACAGAAUGGAAGUUCAAGCAAAGCCACCCCAUCCACAGCAAAAGAAACCUCUUAAAGGUCAAAUCCUAUUAGGCACAAGUCGGAGUUACAUUUAAAAAAAAAUUAACAGUCUACAACAACUGUUUUCACAAGAGAAUGUAACAUAUUGCUGUAUUGUUUGAGGCUUAAUGCUAAGUAUGUGCUAAAUACGGGAUUAAUAGAUUUCAGUAAAGCUCGUUCGUUUUGUUUGGUUUUCUUUUUACCUAGUUGCUAUAGUGUCUACUGUCUAUACUCAAUCCCUAUAAAAUGCAGUAAGCAUGUGUUACAAAAAGAGGUUCUGGCGGGAGAGAAAGGUGCGUGUGAGACAGGAGAAUUGUCUUAAGCAUAUAAAACAUGUAUGAUUCCAGAAUUUUAGUAUGUUUUGUAUAAAACUAUUUUUCAUUACGGAGACUAGAAGUGAACAGAGAAUUACACAAGUGUGACUAUACAAAUUGUAAAACAGAUACUAUAAUAUUUCCUUUUAUUUUAGUGUUAUUUAGCUUUAUUACAGAUUUCUAUUUUUGUCAAAACUUCAUGGUUCCUUUCAAGAUCUUUUUUGCCAAAACAUUUUGAUACUAUAGCGUUGUACAUUUGAAAGUAGUGUGCUAGACUAUAAACCAAUGACCUUCUACAUGAGCCCUACAGACAGGCAUGUGUAGAAGGCAAUUUAUCAAACCUAUUGCACUGCCAUGAAAAGUAUGUAUAAUAAUUUGCUAGCCCAAGCAAGCUAGUUUUCUUUGCUUGCUUCUUUUCUUUCUUUUUUCCUUCCUUUUUUUUGUUUUUUUUUUUCUUUUUUAACAUGUUGAGAUUCUCUAGUUGUUUUCUUUGGCAUAUCUAACCCCUUCUUUUGUUUUCUGAGACCUGGUAACCCACGCUCUUGCAUUGUGGAUUUUAAAAUGUACACUCUGUACGGUUCUGUAAACCGAAAAACUUUUGUAAAUAUAUAAAUAUACAUAGACAUUAAAAUACUGUAUGUGACAGCACAUAGAGUAGUUUUCCCACACCAAAGUUAAUUUUUAUGCAUGCUUUAAAAGUAUAUAUCGGGACCGGCAGAAAUGGAAGUAUCCAUACAUUUUUAAAAAGCAACAAGUUUGCACAGCUAGAGUGUUUUUGUAAAUAAAUGUAUUUGUAUAACACAGUCAUGUAAUAUACAGAACUAUAAGCAGAGACUUUGCAAAACUAAAUAAAGGGCUGCAUGCUUAUUAUUUUUUGUACCUUGUCACUAUAACUACUUCCUAGUCAAAGAACGAAAUGUAACUGUUACCGAGUUAAAUGGUUUUUCCACUUUGAGGGAUGUAACCACAUCCAUUCAGAGGACACUACUUUUCUGAAAGCUCUGGGGUGACUAAUGAUGAGUUCCUAAUAAAUUAAUUGCAAGUGUGGUGCCUUGGAUGUGACCUGUUGGCUCGCUCUCUUCCCUGUGGCUUAUGAAGGUGUGGAUGACAGAAAGCAAACCUGGAUACAAAGUUUCCACCCCCAGUUCCUGGAGGGGCUCUUAUUAUUUUCUCUCUUUUUAAAAAACUUCCAGUAGAAGUAAAGUGGAAAUAAAAUGUCUUUAUCA
This is a messenger RNA of Nomascus leucogenys (northern white-cheeked gibbon), 7648 nucleotides long. RefSeq names its product KIAA1217 ortholog. Gene Ontology annotation, cellular component: cytoplasm. Lineage: Eukaryota; Metazoa; Chordata; Mammalia; Primates; Hylobatidae. The record is from RefSeq and is a predicted model, not a curated record.